This is a messenger RNA of Penicillium angulare, 1296 nucleotides long. RefSeq names its product protein-arginine N5-methyltransferase (gene rmt2). NCBI's taxonomy places the organism in Eukaryota, Fungi, Ascomycota, Eurotiomycetes, Eurotiales, Aspergillaceae. The coding region runs from base 1 to 1296 and encodes 431 amino acids. The record is from RefSeq and is a predicted model, not a curated record. The transcript has a single exon. Gene Ontology annotation, cellular component: nucleus; cytoplasm. Gene Ontology annotation, molecular function: protein arginine N5-methyltransferase activity. Gene Ontology annotation, biological process: peptidyl-arginine methylation.
AUGGCAGACCCCACUACAGACCCCGAAAUCUCAUUCACCCAAAUCGACGUUGAUCUCGACAUUCAAGAUAUUCUCCUCACAGCAUCUCAGCAUGAUAUCCCCAAGCUGCGCCGUUUAGUGCGCACACAAUCCGCCCUCCCAGACGCUUCUAACGUCAAAGACCCAGAAACAGGCUAUACACCCCUUCACUCUGCCAUUGCAGCAUGUGAGCUUGAGGCCGAAACAGAGACAGAGGACGCAAAGAAACAAGAGGAACAUGCGGAACUCUUGAAGAGCGGUGCUGAGACUGUGAGGUUUCUGCUGCAGGAGGGUGCUAUCUGGAAUGAUCUCGAUAACAAUGAUGAGACACCUGGUUGUCUUGCGAGACGCAUCGGGGCCACGGAGCUCUAUGAUAUGAUUGUCGAUGCAGGUGUACGGGCUGAGAUGCUACUUAGUCGGUUGGAGGGGUACGAGGAGUUGUCUGAUGGGGACGACGAGGACGAGGAAGAGGAAGGAGAAGAAGGUGCCGAAGCUACUCAGACUGAAGCCCAAGCGGGAGUAGAGGUUGAACUUGAAGGUGAUGCGCCAGAACUGGUAGACGCAUCUGAGGCACAUGUUGCUGUUGCUACGACUACCGGGGAGAGGCUUGCGAACCCCUCUGUUUCAAACACCGGAUAUCUCGAUUCAUCACUGAAUAUCACCACGGACCGAAUUCUAGACGCAGACCAGAACGGCGUCAUGAUGAGCUGGGAGAGCUCUAUUAUGAAGAAGUCAGCGCAAAACCUCCUCCCGCGGCCUGGACUGAAGGUGCUCAAUGUCGGGCAUGGAAUGGGAAUUGUCGACGGCUUCUUUCAGGAGCAGAGUCCCGCGGCGCAUCAUAUUAUUGAGGCGCAUCCGGACGUUGUUGUUGAGAUGAAGAAGCGCGGAUGGGAUAGUAAGCCUGGUGUUGUAAUCCAUGAGGGGAGGUGGCAGGAUAUUCUACCUGGGCUUAUUGAGUCUGGGGAGACUUUUGAUGCUGUUUAUUAUGAUACGUUUGCAGAGUCGUAUGCUGAUUUCCGGGACUUUUUCUCGGAGCAGGUUAUUGGGUUGUUGGAGCAGGAGGGCAAGUGGGGAUUCUUUAAUGGGAUGGGGGCUGAUCGACAGAUCUCGUAUGAUGUUUAUCAGAAGGUUGCUGAGAUGGAUCUCUUUGAGGCUGGGUUUGAUGUUGAGUGGGAGGAUAUUCCAGUGCCCAAGCUUGAUGGCGAAUGGGAGGGUGUAAGGAGAGCAUACUGGGUUGUAGAUAAUUAUCGUUUGCCGCUUUGUCGGUUUAUGGACUAG